Messenger RNA from Daldinia caldariorum, 2772 nucleotides. RefSeq names its product mRNA triphosphatase CET1. The coding region runs from base 1 to 2772 and encodes 923 amino acids. NCBI's taxonomy places the organism in Eukaryota, Fungi, Ascomycota, Sordariomycetes, Xylariales, Hypoxylaceae. Gene Ontology annotation, biological process: 7-methylguanosine mRNA capping; polynucleotide 5' dephosphorylation. The record is from RefSeq and is a predicted model, not a curated record. The transcript is spliced from 2 exons. Gene Ontology annotation, cellular component: mRNA capping enzyme complex. Gene Ontology annotation, molecular function: polynucleotide 5'-phosphatase activity.
AUGGAUCUACACAGCAUGCUAAACAGACCAGACGAAGGCGCAUCGAAAAAGCAGCAGCCUCAGCCUCAUCCUCAGCCGUCGUUACAGACAUCGCCAUCUGUCAUAUCGAUUCCGAUUCCGAACUCAAACCCAAACCCAGCCGCGCCCUCGACGCCGGCUCGUGCUAGUCCGCAUCCCCAGUCGUUUAGAGAUUACGCUCACCAGACCCGAGCCUCACCGAGCCAACGCCAACAUCCUCACGAAUAUCCGAGCCAUACACCAAGUUCUGCAAACCCAAACCCGUACCAAUCUCCUACCUCGUACAAUCCCCCAACGAACGCGUUUGCCGGUAGGCCUCCCGUUCCACCGCUACAGCCACCUGGCCCGCACGAUCCACGGUCGCCAGGAAGCGCUUCCGUAUCUGGCCCGUCACCUUAUAGACGAACACCUACGUCGUCGGUUAGUACCGUGAGCGGAGGCUAUCCCUUUCCUUCGGCGCAACAGCCACCCGCGAGUCCUGUGCAGAGACACCAGUACGGCCCACUGGGUGCUAGCGCUGGUCCGGGUGUUGUUGGUCCGAGUGCGCCUGCGGGUGCUUAUUCUCAUUCUCGCGAUAGUUACAAUAAUUCCCAUUCCCAUUCCCCAUCCCAAUCUCAACCCCAGCCUCAACCGCAACCACAACAUCAACCACAACAUCAACAUCAACACGGGUCUGUUCCUUACCCUCACAGCCAGCAGCCAGCGCAGCACUUACAACAAUUACCACCGCAGACGCCUCCGGUAGGCACGCCUGGCGGCAGCACUCAAUAUUUACACCAGAGAUCCCAUUCGAUCCAAUCGAGCCCUACUCCCACCUCCGCGCAUAGCCAAUCGGCUCCCUAUGGGCCCCCUUAUAUCCAAGGCAGCCCCGUCGCGACCAUACAUCCUCACCCGCUUCUGAUUGACCAGCAGCAGCAGCAAUCCCAACAUCAGCGCCAACCAUCUCAACCUCCGACACCUCUGGGCCAGCCGGUCCCCCCGCGACUUUCGCCUGCCGUAAGUUACAAGCAGCCACCAAGCCCGUACCAAAAACGCGCCUCUACCGUUUCCGCCGCGUACCCUCCUCAACCGCUGCAGACAUCGCCCAAACCUCCCCUUCCAGCUCCUAUCCAACGCAUGUCAAGCAGCAGCAGUCACGGUACUUACGACGCCGUUGCCGAAUCCCACCGCGGGUCACAAUCUCGGAGCGAACGUGACAGAAGUGUCAGUGUCUCACCUAAAACACGUGUUCCUAGCCUACCUAGCAGCAGCGGGCAUCGCCCUUCCUCUAUCAGCAGCGACGUAAAUCCUUACCAUCCCCAACGUCCUCCGCAAGCUCCCAUCGUUCAUAACACCAUGGAAUCCCAACACGCUGGCGCUCCGGCGAAGCGAAAGCUGGAGCAUAGGGAUCUCAGACCCGACGAGCUCGAGAACGACCGAAAGGCUCCACCGCCACCUCAGCUGAAUGGCCACCGUGCCGCCGCGGUAAAUGCUUCAGCGCAGCCGUCGGCGUCGCCGAUGAUACCGCGCCGAAAGCGUGUUAAGUACGACAGACCGCCUAUUUGGGCCCAGAAUAGUAGAGAUCCCGACCAGGUUAAGGUAACGAGCCGCAACUUUUCGCUGAAGCACCACAUCCGCCACCAGACCAGCCCGACCGGACCGGUUAACGGAAACAAUCUACCUGACGCCGGUGGACACGCGAAGCCGGACCACGUCUCCCGACACACCUCCCCCGAAGCAGCGAGGUCUGCGGCAGCUCCCAGAGCGGAAGAGCCUAGCCACGCAGCUACCAAGGACCCCUUUACGUUCAACGGCCAACCGUUCCCGUGGGAGCCCAGUAUCAGCAACGAGACGCCGAAGAAUAUCCUUUGUCGCGAGGUUGCCGACUUCUUGGGCAUCAACGUGCUCCAAUUUCCUCAUCUCGAAGAAGUCCACAGCCGGGGCGCGGUGUUCGAGAUCGAAGCUAAGCUGGGCGUCAUUAUUGAUAAGAUGACCAACGACCGGAUCUAUUUUCCCGAGGUGAGGGCUGGCGAGUGCGUGUUAGACGGCAAUAGGGUCGCGUUUCGUAGUUCGAUGACGGAGAGCCAACAUCGCGAGCUCAACGAGUUCUUGAACGAGCAGGUGAAAGCCUCAUUCCCUCGAAAUCCUACGGCGGCGUCUCGCGUGCAAGUACACUACGUCCAUCGCCGAGAGGUUGACCGAUUUUACGAGCUUGCACCCCAUAUGCGUCAACGCGUACCGGCCUGCAUUUCUGGUCUGUUGCAACAAGGCGCACCUAUAAAGGCCCGGGUCACCGUCCACGAGCAGAAUCCCAACAACGUCAUAGCCAAGAUCGUCAAGGCUCGAAUUGCCGAUUUGAAUAUACAUUUCCCCCACCUACCCUUAGACUGCCGCAUAAGUAUCAACUUGGAAUGGAACUGGGACGGCUCGGCCGAGGAGAUCGAGCGCGGUCAGAAUCCCAACAAGGAGCGACCGCCGGACCGCAUCAAAGACCGGCUCAGCUACAAACACGGUUUCUACCAGAUCGAUCUGACGCAGGUGAAGCAGGGACCCGCGAACGCGAAUUCGGGUGGUCAACCUGGUCAAGCGCCCGUUGGGUCCGCGAAGGAGCAUGAGCUCGAGGUGGAAUUGGAUGCGCGUUCGCUGAUCGAGCACGGCCGCAUGCUCAUGCAAAGGAAGCCAAACAGGUACGAAGACCUCGUCGACGGCCUCGUUAAUAACGUACGUGUCUUAGCGCGACGGUGUCCGCCGCCGCAUUAUCAUAGCCAAUCCUAG